AGCAAACUGACCGCCUACCGGAUCCGCGCGCAUCCCAAAAUUCCCCAGCAGCUCGGGAAAAAGAAAGAGAGAGAGAGAAAACCAUCCCGAAUUGACCGCAUCCAAAUCGCAUAUCACAUAUACAAAACACAUUUCACCCACUCCUUCUCUCGCUUUAAUCCCCUCCAGGUCCAGGUCCCAAGACCGUGACCCGAAACUCUAUCUGCAAUCCCCUCCAGAAAAAUGUCCUUCACCACCCCCCUCCGCCGCAGCACGGUCACGGCCACGGCCACGACGGCCCGGCUUCAACCCUCGACGACCUUCAUCUGCUCGCAAUGCCGCCAUGCCACCCUCCUGCGCCGCCCCAAGCGGCCCUAUCAGUUCACGCAGCUGAUCACCCUCUCCGACGGCAGCACCUUCACGCACCGGACCUCCUCCCCGCUCCCCAUCUACCGCUCCACCCGCGACACGCGCAACUCCGUCAUGUGGAACCCCUCGUCCAGCCGGCUGGCCAGCCUGGAGCAGGACGAGGCCGGACGCCUGGCGGCCUUCCGUGCCAAGUUCGGUCGCGGGUUCGACACCAACACCGCCCCUGCUGGGAGCGAGGCCGAGAAGACGGCCGAGGCCGAGGCGGCUCAGGCCGAGGCCGAGGAAGAGGAUGAUAACCUGUUGGAUUUGAUCAGUUCGUUCGGACAGCAGGAGGCCGGGCCUUCGGAGAAGAAGAAGAAGUGGUGAUUUGGUCUUAGUCGUUUGUUUGAGGAAGUUGAAGCGAAAUGAGAGGGAGAGGCGAGGUUGAUCGUUGGCCCCGGCCUUUUUUUCGCCUUCCUUUUUAUCUUACCCCAGCUAGAUUUGUACUAUGUGAUGGGCUUCAAGAUGGGAGGUGUCUCUGGGAUCGUUGUUGUGGGAUCGUUCCUCCCCAAAUUUGUUUUUUUUCAAUGUACAGUAUACACACACACAUCGUCAUCAUACCACGC
This is a messenger RNA of Aspergillus aculeatus ATCC 16872, 953 nucleotides long. RefSeq names its product mitochondrial 54S ribosomal protein bL31m. The transcript has a single exon. Gene Ontology annotation, cellular component: mitochondrial large ribosomal subunit. Gene Ontology annotation, biological process: mitochondrial translation. NCBI's taxonomy places the organism in Eukaryota, Fungi, Ascomycota, Eurotiomycetes, Eurotiales, Aspergillaceae. Bases 223 to 714 code for a protein of 163 amino acids. The record is from RefSeq and is a predicted model, not a curated record. Gene Ontology annotation, molecular function: structural constituent of ribosome.